This is a messenger RNA of Penaeus monodon (black tiger shrimp), 722 nucleotides long. Its product is annotated as zinc finger protein 19-like. The transcript has a single exon. Bases 169 to 621 code for a protein of 150 amino acids. The record is from RefSeq and is a predicted model, not a curated record. Lineage: Eukaryota; Metazoa; Arthropoda; Malacostraca; Decapoda; Penaeidae. Gene Ontology annotation, cellular component: nucleus.
AAGCAUCACAUGCAACAGAUGGCAUUAAGCCUGUGUGUGAUAUAUGUGAAAGAAACUUUUCAAGUCGUAGUGCUUUAAACAAACACAAAAAAAUGCUUCAUAAACCUAAGCCCCACAUAUGCCCACAUUGCAACUCAGGAUUUGAAGAACGUAAAUAUAUGAUAAUACAUGCGAAAAGGGCCCAUGAUGUUGAUGUUCCUCAUGAAGAAAUGCAGUCUACCUCAUCAAUUACCUUUGAUGUCAGUAACUUUGAAGCGACUGCUGGUUCAAAUGAGUGUAAAGAUCUCUAAAAAAGGCAACUAUUCAAUACCUGUUGAAACCAACACUGUUCAUGAUGCAUCCAUGUCAAAUAGCUCUGUUGAAACCCAGAAAGACCAUACUCUGCCAAGUCAAACUAAUAAUGCUGCUUUGGCAAAAAAAGGAGAGUCAAACUCUCAUGCAGUAUGUGCUACAAUAGCAUGUGAAUUAUGCACUUCAACUUUCCCAUCCUUAGCUUACCUGGAGCAACAUAUGGCUGUACAUGUAGGAGAGAAGAAUUUCACGUGUCAUGUUUGUGGGAUGAGUUUCAAUGGACGCAUUGAUCUGAAUAGCCAUAUGAGGUUACACCACGCCCGAGAAUGACUGUACAAAUUUUGGUAACAAUAGCUAUAAUAGUGGAAAUUACAAUCAGUUUCCUACGAACCAAAUGCAUCCAGGGCAAGGUAGAGGUCCUCAGCUAUUUU